AUGAUCUUCCCACGACGUGAAAGUCUCCCUCAAGGAGCGCCCCGUCACAAGGAGCGCCCCGUCCCAAGGAGCGCCCCGUCCCAAGGAGCGUCCCGGCCCAAGGACCGCACCGUCCCAAGGACCGCCCCGUCUCAAGGACCGCACCGUCUCAAGGAGCGCACCGUCUCAAGGACCGCCCCGUCUCAAGGAGCGCCCGUCUCAAGGAGCGCCCCGUCCCAAGGAGCGCCCCGUCCCAAGGAGCGCCCCAUCUCAAGGACCGCCCCGUCUCAAGGAGCGCCCUGUCUCAAGGACCGCCCCGUCCCAAGGAGCGCCCCGUCCCAAGGACCGCCCCGUCCCAAGGACCGCCCCGUCCCAAGCCCACCCCGUCUCAAGGACCGCCCCGUCCCAAGGACCGCCCCGUCCCAAGGCCCACCCCGUCUCAAGGACCGCCCCGUCCCAAGGCCCACCCCGUCUCAAGGACCGCCCCGUCCCAAGGCCCACCCCGUCCCAACGCCCGCCCCGUCCCAAGGACCGACCCGUCUCAAAGCACUUGGCCAACAAAUAAAUGUUUUUAAUGUUUCACAUCGUUAG
Procambarus clarkii (red swamp crayfish) is the source of this 570-nucleotide messenger RNA. The record is from RefSeq and is a predicted model, not a curated record. Lineage: Eukaryota; Metazoa; Arthropoda; Malacostraca; Decapoda; Cambaridae.